This is a messenger RNA of Anolis sagrei ordinatus, 947 nucleotides long. Lineage: Eukaryota; Metazoa; Chordata; Lepidosauria; Squamata; Anolidae. The record is from RefSeq and is a predicted model, not a curated record.
UGCCACUUCCGGGAGGGAGUCAGUCCUCCAAGGGAUGGAGCUGCAGGCUCCAACAAUUCUCCCAAUCCUCCCACUUUGAAUGUCUUCUGAGGGAAGAGGUGGAGAUAUCUUCAUCCAGUUUGGAGGGAGCCAAGAAGUGCAGAACCAAGAUGGAAGGGCCAGAGCCAGCUGCCACCCAGAUAGAAGUAUUUUCUUCUGCUGUUGAGGGAGAAAACAAGAGAGCUCUCUGGGAGGACCCUUGGAGGAAAGACUGGGAGAGCAAUCUGCUCCAUUCAGACCUUCAGCGGCAGUGUUUCCGGCAUUUCCGCUACGAGGAGGCCUUGGGGCCCCGAGAGGUUUGCAGCCGCCUCCACUCUCUCUGCCGCCUGUGGCUGAAGCCUGAGCAACACUCCAAGGCAGAGAUGCUAGACUUAUUAAUCCUGGAGCAGUUCCUGGCCGUCCUUCCUGCGGAGAUGGAGCGCUGGGUGAGGGAAUGUGGGGCAGAGACCAGCUCCCAGGCCGUGGCCUUGGCCGAAGGCUUCCUCCUGAGUCAGGAAGAGGAGAAGAAGUGGGAGAAGCGCCAGGUGCAGGACUCUUUUGCAGAUGAGACCAACCAGGUGGAGGAGUCACACAUUUGGGUCGUCCAGAUUGGAGACGGAGAAUAUAUUGUAGUUGGCAGUGAAACAUGGCGAAUCGAUAGUAGCACAACUUUUCCUGAUUCUUUCCUACAAAGCAAUUCUGUGGGACCAGAUCAGAUGACUUUUGAAGAUGUGUCUGUGGAUUUCUCGGAGGAGGAGUGGGCCCUCUUGGAUCCAAGCCAAAAAGCUUUGCACCAGCAGAUCAUGGAGGAGAAUUUGGGGAUCAUGUCAUCUCUGGGUAAAGCUCCAUUUAUGCUUGCAGUUCACCAAAUCAGUUUGCAAGUACUACAAAACAUCCAGUAUUUCAGAGUUCUUCCUCUGAAGCCAUAG